CCAAUUCCUCACUUCUCCUCCUCCGCCGCCCCUCCACUAUUCCCCAGGCCGCACGCCCUCGCCCUCGCCGCCCCGUCCGCCGUCAUCCUCCGCACAUCACUCAUCACUCUCAUCACUCGACAUCUUGCAUCCGCACCUUCUCUUUCUUCUCCUAGAUCAGUGUACACCUUCCAUCAACUGUCACCCAUCACCCAUCCGUCUCACUGUGACUUGCGUGUCUCGCAUCCCACCUCGGCGAUCCAGAGUCCUACCUUUCUCAUUCCCGAACCCGACACUGUCUCCUCUGAGCAGGCGACACCCCGGUCGUCCUAAUGUCGCAGCCCCCCGCAUCCAAGGGGUAUCCACCACUACCCAAAGGCGUCCCGCAGCUACCACCCUUCCCCCAGCUCCUCCACUUGAGGGAUUCGCCCUCGUCGCGCUCCGCAAGAUCGUACUCUGAAGGCCCGGCCGAAGACGACGCAUCGCAAGUCAUCAUGAGCGGCGAAGAAGAGGAGUCGGAAGAGACGCCAGGCCCCAAGGAGGUCAAGAAGGAGAAGAAGCCGCACGCUACCCGACGCCGGGUGGUGCAGAGCUGCUCCGAAUGUCGAAGGCGAAAGAUCAAGUGCGACAAAAAGUUCCCGUGUGGGCCAUGCAUAUUGCGACAAGACCAGGCGCGCUGCCAUGAGGUUGGCACUGCCGAGAAACAGCUCGUCGCAUCGUCCAACUAUGCCACAACACAAGAUCUUGCAAACCUCGCUCACCGUGUCGAUGCUCUGGAGGCGGCUCUGGUCAAGUCGGGCUCGAUUGUGCCCUCCGACCUCGAAAGCUUCCUCACACAGAUCCGCUCGAAGGUUCAGACCACCCAGGCUGUCGAUCGCCCAGAUUCUGGGAGGGCGUCGGCCGGCCUCGACGACGACGACGACAAUGUCAGCGACACGGAGGGCGCAGCCCUCACACUCGAGCACUUGGCGUUUGGCAGGUCGCGUGUUGACGGCUCUCAUUCGUUGCCGGUGCUCGGCGGUCGCAAGGAGUCGACCAUCAGCAGGCCAGGCCAAGGCUACCACCUCACACGCUCUGGUCUCACCGCAGGUGAAGCAGGGUUGCAGCCUUUCGGCUCGACGGCCGCGUCGUACGACCUCCAGCCGGUCCGCAAUGAGGAGGAGCGCCGCGCACGCAUCCUGGCCCUCUCUGAGACCUUGGCGCCCAUUGAUGUCUUCGACAUGUGCUACAAGAGAACCGAUGUCAUCCUCAGCGCUCUCACCCGCGUCCUGCCCUCCAAGGAGCGUGGCGAACUCCUCGUCAACGCCUUCCUUCUCCGUGUCGACUGGCUCCACCGUGUGCUGCACGUGCCAACCUUCCUCAGCCAAUGCCGCGACCUCUGGGCCCUGCCUCAAGAACGCGUCGUCUAUGAGAUCUCAAUGCCCUUCCUCGCCAUUUACCUCGUGGUCAUCACCCUUGGCCUCCAUUUCAUGGACUCGGCCGAGGCGGGCAAACACUUCACAGCCGAGGAAGUGCAAGGUCUCUCGGACAUAUGGUACGCUGCCGCGCGAUCGGCGCAAUGGGCCAGCGACUUUAUCGGGACCCACACCCUCGAGAACCUCCAAGCGACGAUUCUCAUGACUGUUCUGAUGAACAAUCGCGAUCGCGCCGACGCGGCCUGGGCUCUCCUCGGUGCUGCCAUCAAGACGGCUCAGGGCCUCGGCAUCUCGCGCCUCGGAGCAGAGCAGCAGAGUGUCGAUGGGCGCCCGCUGCCAAUGUGGAAGGGCCGCUGGGAAAGCCUCAUCCAGCGUGAAGUUGGCCGCCGCAUUUGGUGGCAGCUUGUGUUCCUUGACUGGUCGCUCGCCCCGAGUUACAACUACGCGAGCAGCAUCCAGCCUGACCAGAUCAAGACGGCCCUCCCUGCCAAUAUCGAGGACGAGGACCUCGUCGAUGGCCAGCCGCUCUGCCCGCAGCCACUCAAUGUGCGCACGCGCAUGUCGUUCCAGCUCGCAAAGCUCAAGUUUGCCGAGAUCAGCCAGCGCCAGAUAUGGCAGGCGAACAACAACAAUCACCCGCCGUACUCAUUCAUCCUCAGUGUCGAUCGCGAGCUGCGCAAAGCCAUGCUCGAGCUCCCAGCCUUUUUCCAGCCCGACGGCUCGGCGUCCAUCCCUCAGGAUGUGUCACUUGACCCGAAAAAGCUGGUCGAGCACUACGAGAAGAUUACGCUCAGCCUCGCGAUCCACUCUCGCAUGCUGCGGUUGCACCGCCCGUGGCUUUCGCGCGGCUACGAGGACGAGCGCUUCGCGUACUCGAAGGAGCAGUGCAUCCGUGCGGCGCGCGCAUCGCUGCGCAUGAUGUCGGACGACAGCGGCGUUGCGCGCUUCCUUGAGAAGUGGUGGAUCCCCCUCUUCUACGUCACUGUGUCGGGCAUGGUCGUUAUAAUUGACUUGCUCAAAACGACUCGCCGCGACAUGAAGACCAAGGCGUAUGAGGAGAAGGUUGCGGAGGUCAAGGGCGCGCUCAACCAGAUGCGCCAGAUUGAGUCCUCGGUGCCGGCUCGGGCCGCCGUCAAGGUCAUGGACUUCUUGAUGAGCGAGGUUGAAGAGAGGCGGCGCCCAACCGGCUCUCUCAUCGGUCAGAAGCGCAAGGCUACGCACGAUGGCGAUGGCACCGGCGACGACGAAGAGCACAAUCUUCAGCGUGUGGUGAAGCGCCUUAUUCGUCAGGCGCAACUGGAGACGGACAGCCCCGUGUCCAACGGUGCCAACUCGAAUACGUCCUUCGUGUCACCUUCCUCCGACAACCUGAACAACGCGAGCCCAAGCAAGAUGGACGUGACGUCUGAGCGCCCUGUGUUUGGCGCGUACCCCAUGCCCUCCUCGCAGACCAACAUCCCCCAGGUUGCCCAGCAGGGCAUGGGCGAGGGGACACCAGCGCAGGCAAUGUUCCAAGGGCAGCUUGGCAUGCCGAGCCAGAUGCAGGGCGGUUUCAACUUCAAUGUUGACCCCAACAGCGGGAACGCGGGGCAGUUUGGCAGCUUGCCGAACCCCAACUUUCAGCCUGGUAGUCAACUCGACCCAGCCGUCGAGUCGAUGCUGGCGUCCUACUUCCCGCCGCCGCAGACCAACAACAACUCUGGCGAGCUUGGGCCAGCUGGCGCAUCGCAGGUUCCCGACGACUUCUUGAGUCGGGUGUUCAGCUUCUCGUGGGACAACAACAACAGCAGCAGCAGCAGCAGCCAGAACCAGGGCCAGCAGUCUAGCCAGCAGCAAACGCCGAUGACAGCGUCGACCAACUCGACGCCAGGUCAGCAGCAGCAGCAGCAGAUGAAUCUCGGCAACGGGUCAGCACCAGGCGUGCCACAGCCUCGUCGGCAGGACUCGAUCCCGGGCUAUGGCGCGUUCGAUUGGCAGACGCACAGUUGGAUGGCGUAGAGAAGCGUUAUAGGCACUCUGUUAUAGUUUUUGCUGUAACUUAUUAGCGGGCUGUAUGAAUGCAUAGUGAGAAGUGUGCUUGUGAUA
Molecule: messenger RNA, 3479 nt
Organism: Cutaneotrichosporon oleaginosum
Lineage: Eukaryota; Fungi; Basidiomycota; Tremellomycetes; Trichosporonales; Trichosporonaceae
Biological process (GO): DNA-templated transcription
Molecular function (GO): DNA binding; zinc ion binding
Source: RefSeq, a predicted model, not a curated record